CCACGUGGUGCACGAACGGGAAUGGGCAGGGCAAGCGGCCGGACGUCAUGGACGUGACAGUACUUGUUAGGAAUCGGAGAUCGUGAGGUCGCGACUUUUUCAGCACAAAUGAUUCAUGUCAGUCGAGAAACACGGCUACACGUGAGUCUUUCAAGCCACAGAGGGCACUGGUCCAUACAUCCUAGUUCAAACUGGUUCCCACCUGAAGAUCGUCACCCAUGGAUGUCUGGCUUAUUGCCGUGGGACUCUUGGUCCAUAUUGUCUUCUUCUACUCCAUCUUUGACAUCUACUUCACCUCCCCCCUGGUGCACGGAAUGACGCCCCGCACUACCCCCUUGGAUCCUCCUGCGCGCCGCCUUGUUUUGUUCGUCGCUGACGGGCUGAGGGCUGACAAGCUGUACGAGUUGGAUGAGAGUGGUCACACGAGGGCGCCAUACCUGAGGAGCAUCAUAGAGGAGAAAGGAUCGUGGGGAGUUUCCCAUACGAGAGUACCCACGGAAUCACGACCGGGCCACGUCGCCCUCAUCGCCGGAUUCUACGAAGACGUCAGUGCUGUUGCAAAAGGUUGGAAGGAAAAUCCAGUGGAAUUUGAUUCCGUCUUCAACGAGAGCCGAUACACCUGGUCCUGGGGAAGUCCCGACAUACUGCCCAUGUUUUCCAAAGGUGCUACAGGGAACCACGUCUUCACCCACACUUAUCCGGCCGGCUACGAGGAUUUUGCUGAUGAAGACGCCUCAAGACUGGACAUGUGGGUGUUCGACAAAGUUAAGGAAUUUGUCCAAGAUGUUAAGCAGAAUGACACCCUUGGCAAAAUGGUGUCCUCUGACAGAAUUGUCCUUUUCCUGCAUCUGCUCGGCAUUGACACAAACGGCCACGCACACAAGCCGUUCUCCGAGGAGUACCUUACCAACAUCAGGUUGGUGGAUGCUGGAAUACGAGAGGCAGUGGAGCUGAUAGAGUCUGCCUUCGAAGGAGACGGGAAAACGGCGUACGUGAUGACUGCCGAUCACGGCAUGACAAACUGGGGUUCCCACGGUGCCGGUCAUCCACAUGAAACUCUGACCCCGAUUGUGGCCUGGGGUGCUGGGGUGAACAAACCCUCUACGCCAGGCAACGCCGAGGAGUAUUCCGAUGGUUUUUCUCAGUUGUGGAAGUUGGACCACCUCAAGCGUCAGGACAUCAACCAGGCGGACAUCGCUUCUCUGAUGGCAUCAUUGAUCGGCACACCGUUCCCGCUGAAUUCGGUGGGUUUGCUCCCCCUGGGUUUCCUUGACAAUACAGGACACUACAAGGCAGAGAGCUUGCUGACCAAUGCACGGCAGAUACUGGCCCAGUAUGAGGUAAAGGAGAAGCACAUGCAGGAGACGACGUUGGCCUUGUUCUUCAGUCCCUUUAAACCUCUGUCUGCUGGACAGAAGGCUGACAUCCUGCGUACCAUCCAAGCUCAGAUCAGUAAAGGCCAAACUGAUAAUGCUAUAUCUACAACACAUGAUCUGAUCCAAAGGGCUUUGGAUGGUUUAAAGUACUACCACAACUAUGAUAGAUUCCUGUUGGGGACCAGCAUCUUAAUGGGUUACCUGGGCUGGAUGGCCUACAUCCUCCAACACCUCCUCAACUUCCACACAUCCAUCCCCAAGCCGAGAUGGACCAAGCUCGACGGCCUCACAGCCUCUGGUUUUCUUGUCAAGUGGGGGCUGGACAUUGUCUUCACCGCCCUCGGUCUGGUUGUAGUCUCUCUACUAACAAUCCAGUCCUCACCAGCGAUGUAUUAUGUGUACUGUUUGCUACCUGUUCCUCUGUGGUACACCGCUGUAAAACAAUACAGUAUAUUCUAUCAAGCGGUCAGUCACAUUGUCUCCGUCGUUGGAUUCUGCAAGCUGAUUGGCUACUUGAUGCUGGGUGUCAUCGCCAUGGAGAUUGUUGUCUUGAGCAUGUUUUGGAGGGAGGUGCUCUCCUUGGGUCUUGUGGCCAUCGCGCUGUGGCCUUUCUUCACCGAACUCAGGCACCUCAAUAAGGGUUUCGUCGCCGGUUGGACGGUAUCCUGUUUAGCUGUGGCUGUCUUCCCUUUACUCCCAGUGGUUGGCAGGGAUGCAAAUAUCAACUUAGUAACGUUGGCGGGUGUCCUAUUCCUCCUGAGCAGCCUGGGUGCCCUUCUCUACCUCCGCACCCACCGCCACCCCCUGACGAACCCAGUCCAUUCCGCCAUUGGUCCCCUUCAACUGGUCAUCUUGGUCCUCUCCAUCUACGUCGUCAAGAGCACCUGGGCCAGCCUGGGCAGCAAGCGGGGGCUCCCUCUCGUCAACCAGUGCCUGAGUUGGGCCACAUUCGGCUCCUCAUUUCUUAUACCCGGGUUAACGUCCGUGGAAGUAGUUUCACGAUUGUUGAGCACGGCCAUGGCUUUUGCUGCUGUCUUUUUACUAACUAGUACAUCACAUGAAGGGUUGUUUUGUUUAGCUCUGUGCUACCUUAUGUUUUUCUGGCUUCUGUGCGAGCACAGGUUGUCACAUUCUGCAAAUGUCAAGCUUAGAGAUCUUUCGUUUGGUGAGGAGUGGACCCUCUUGAGAGGACCUCAGAGACGCUUGGUCCUCGAUGACCUCCGCUGUGCUUACUUCUUCAUCUUCUUCAUCCUCACCGCCUUCUUUGGCACAGGAAAUAUUGCCAGCAUAAACAGUUUUGAUCCAGCAUCUGUGUACUGUUUCUUGACUGUUUUCAGUCCUUUCAUAAUGGGUUCACUUCUCUUGUGGAAGAUUGUAAUCCUGUUUCUGCUGGUAACCUGCACCUUCAAGGCCAUCCACAUACUGCUGCGGUUGCCGAACACCAGCCUCUUCCUGGUGGUGCUUCUCUUGUCGGAUGGCCUGGCGCUUCAGUUCUUCUUCCUGGUCAGGGAUUCGGGGAGCUGGCUGGACAUCGGGACCAGCAUCAGCCACUACGUGAUCGUCAUGUGCAUGAUCAUCUUCGUCAUGCUACUGUUGGUCCUGGCUCGGCUCUUCACUACCGUGACCUUUGGCCUCGGUCACAGAGGCAAAUUUCACAGUACUUAAGAAGAAUCAUGAUGUGUUCAGAAAGUUGUGAUUUUCAGUGCGACUGACACGCUGUUACAGGCAGAGACAUUGUUUUGUCCAAACUGCCCACGACGGGUAGGAGAUAGUAACAGACCCAGUUGGAAAUGCAGAGACUGAGGGAUAUUGACUCAGUCCCUGAACAAAGAGUGUGUCAAGAAUGCUAAGUCUGUGUCCAAAUCACUUGGCUUUGGCUGGAGAUAAUACAUGCUUCUAUCGAAGCCCUACCUAAUGGCUGCAGCCGUUUCUCAUAGACUUGUGCCUUGUUAUCAGCCAUAGCCAUGCUAGUCUGAUGUGACCUUAAAGUGGAGAGAUUGGUUCAUAGUGUCUACGUUCAUUAGCUACUUUGUUAUACACAUGCCCAGUGUACUGAUUAUGAACACCCAUGAGCUAAAUACUUCCAGGACUGUGCAUUACUUCCAGUUGAGACAGUUUUUAUGACCACACGGUGUAAGUGGGCACGGUGCCAGUUGCAAUAACAUCACACCAAUGUACUACAGAAGAUGUUCUGUGACCCAUCAGUGUCUUAUGAGAUUUGAAGGUUUUCAUGGUGGAAGUAGCAAGUAAACUAGAUAGGUUUGGGGUAGCACCAUGGAUUCAUCUCUUUUUAAGUCUGUAGGGUUCUGAAAAGAACCGAUAGUGCUCAACAUUUCGGACAGUAUGCUCUGUCCGUCGUCAGGAGACUUCAGUUCUUGUUUUCACAAUUUGUUUGUUGGAAGGCCAGAAAUCUUUGCUUGAUGAAAACCUCAUUUAGUCAUUUGCAAAUUAUUUAUACUGCAUAAUUUUAUAGUUGUUGUGUCAAAUAUUAUAGCUCAGUGCAAAAUGAUUUGUGAGAGCCCUCUGUGUUCCCAAUGUUGUUCCACUGUUCUAAUUUAGACAGUGUUGCCGAGUGGACUUCUGGAGUCCUGAACUUUCACACUGUUACAGCUUGAAAGGAGUCUAAUUGUGGGGAAUGGAGACAAGCAAUGGCAGUUCUAGGGUGAAGGGGAGACAGGGUGGCUAGCAGACUAAAGUCGAGUUAAAAGCAAGACUGUUUAAAGCAAUUUCGGCCUCAUCAAGUCGAUGUUCAUCUCAAAUUUCAUGACAAGACUGAAGACUGAGUAUACGCCUACCCCCCCCCCUCCCUGGAGGGGAUGCCAUCCCAUGGCAGGUUACUUACUUCCCAGUGCUGUUACCCAUUUAUACCGAGGCUACAACUACUGGCCAGCAGCUGGAUUCGAUCCCGUCCCCCUCCGAUCAUGAGUCAUAAAUCCUAACCACUGGGUCCUCCGACUUUCAGUCAAGUAAACUCAAGCGUAUCCCUAAGGAUAAUGAAAACUGUCGUAUUACAGUGGGACAUGUAGUUACUCUCUUUCUCGUACAAAGUCAGCAGUCCAACCAUCAGAGGCAAAUGAACGGAAACAGGACAGAAUAAGAAUAUUACGAGUUAGCUAUUUUUCUGGGGCAACAAAAGAGAUGGAAGCAGUAGAGGAACUAGGAUUCAUUAUAAAAGUAAUCAAACGUGUUUAGGUGCGUAUUUGAUGCACACUGGGAAAGGAAAGGGGCGUCUCAAAGACGUGCGUCUAUUUUGUCGGAGAGCCACCCCCCCCCAAAAAAAAAAUUUGCCAAACUGAUUUUUUUAUAUAAAGGCAAUGUAUGCAUUACUAUUAGUUGGAAAAUUCAGCGAGACAGUGAAAACAAAGUUCGGAAGUUUUAAAUUGGCACAUCUAGCUGCAAUAAGAUUUGUGCUUAUCACACGAUGAAUCUUUGGAAGAACGGCAAGUGCAAAGUUAAGACUAUUUUUCGUCAAAUAUUGUAAGCAGGCAGAAAUGGAGGAAACCCGUGCAGAUUUUUUCACGAACGCCAAAAUUUCUACCAAGUAUAAUAUCAGUCUCCCCAGGCAGCCGCAUCGUGUGCAAAACAAUUAUCGAAAUCCACUUUUACACCCACUGAAUUUACCGCAGAAUGGAGUAUUGAAUCAGCCUUGAAAAUAUUUUACGCAAUGGAAAUUUUUUUUGCAUUUUCAAGAGUUAAUGAUUUAAUAGGGAUCGUUAAAGAAAUUACAAUUUUUAUGAAACGGGUUUUCGUUUCACGUUUUGUAUCUUUAAUAAGGUUUUCUCUAUUAUCGUUGUGUUCUCGAUGCCGAAGUAUACGAGGAUACAUGCCGUGGGCAUACUCAUCAAACAAGGCACACGCCCUAAGGAUGUGAGCAAAUCGAUGAAAUGUCGAAAUGCUUCCCUUUGUUUAUCGACGAUAUCAGUCUAGUCUACCCCUAUUCCCGUACCGACUGACACUCCCGAUGACUUUUCCACUGAAGUCUUGUCCCGUUGGACUGUUUUCGACAGAUGCUCCGUCCUUCACCGGGGAAACAUGUUGCUGGAAUUUGUACAGACAAAAAGAAAUUAACAUUCACUGAUUAAAAACAAUGAAAUAAAAUGGCGGCUAUCAUU
Messenger RNA from Acanthaster planci (crown-of-thorns starfish), 5488 nucleotides. It is a transcript of the gene pign, whose product is annotated as phosphatidylinositol glycan anchor biosynthesis class N. The record is from RefSeq and is a predicted model, not a curated record. Gene Ontology annotation, biological process: GPI anchor biosynthetic process. Gene Ontology annotation, molecular function: mannose-ethanolamine phosphotransferase activity. Gene Ontology annotation, cellular component: endoplasmic reticulum membrane. Lineage: Eukaryota; Metazoa; Echinodermata; Asteroidea; Valvatida; Acanthasteridae.